This is a messenger RNA of Eimeria maxima, 675 nucleotides long. RefSeq lists its product as hypothetical. The coding region runs from base 1 to 675 and encodes 224 amino acids. Lineage: Eukaryota; Apicomplexa; Conoidasida; Eucoccidiorida; Eimeriidae. The transcript has 4 exons. The record is from RefSeq and is a predicted model, not a curated record.
AUGCAAAAGGUCCCUGUACACCCCAAUUCACAGACACCAAGAGUACCUAUUAUUAUAUCCAGUUGUGGUCAAUUAAAUGCUCCUUCUUGUAUAAGAAAUGUAUCUAUGUUACCAAUAAAGAAUCAGGUAGAUAACUUGAUGAAAAAACAUCAGAAAGAAAUACAAAAACAACAAGAAGAUGCUAGUAAACUUAAGGGUAGUGAUGAAGAAUCGUUGAGCAGCAGCAGCGACAGCGAAGGAGAGGGACCAUAUAGGGACAAGAAAAGAAGGAUGGAGAGAAAGAGACAACGUUUCUUAGAGAGCAGCACGUAUGCAGCGCAGCAGGCAUUGGAGAAAGUUGCUGCUGGUGCUGCUCUGCUGCCUUUGCUGCAGCCAGAAGCAGCACAAGCAGCAGCACAAGCAGCAGCAGAAAAAGCAGCAAAAGGUUUAUAUCAUGCAGAUAAUACUAGUAGUGAUGAUGACGAACAGCAGCAAAAGCAGCAACAUGCUGCAGCAGCAGCAACAGCAGCAGCAGAAGCAGCAGCAAUUGAUCCUCUAGGUAAACUUCUUAUGAAUCUUGAGGAUGAAGCAGACUCAGAGAUAGAUCAAGACAACAGCAGCAACAGCAGCAACAGCAGCAGCAGCAGCAGCAGCAGCAGCAGCAGCAGCAGCAGCAAUUCAGCAGCACGGUAUUAG